ACAUGACAAAAUAUCCGCUCAAAGUUGUGUGCGCCAUAGGUGCCGGAGUGCUUGUUUGUGUCAGCUAUUUUAAAGCACUUCAACCAUACGAGUCCUACCAAAUUACCGUGAAGGAAAGACCGGAAGAGCAAGUGGCAAAACUCACAAAACGAGAGCGGCGCUUUAUCGAGUUUGCUUCAGCCGAAUAUGCAGGCCAAAUCUACAUGACACCGGGCGAUUUCCUAGCAUCACUACUGGAACGGAACCCGAAGCCAUGUCUCCGAAGGAGACUCCUAACCAAUGACGAACUGGCAUACUUCCAUAAGAUAGUUCCAGCGGUUGAGAAAAACACAAGCAUGCUUUUUAGAAAGCUGUCAGACUCGGGAAUCCUUUCGUUUGCUGACUAUUUGUUUCUGCUGUCGAUACUGACCAGACCGGAAAGCGGAUUCCGCAUUGCUUUCGAUAUGUUCGAUAUGGACGGAAAUCAACGGAUCGACCAUGAUGAGUUUGUAGCGAUUCGGCAAAUAUUGGGAAGAACGCUGAAUGAUCGUAAGGCAGAUGAGGAUACCAGGAAAACUUUGACGAGACUAACAUCCAAGGCAGAUUGUCCUAAACGUCCGAACGAAGGCUUCGAGGUAGAGAAGAGUAUUGCCUCUACCCUGCAAAUUCAUUUCUUUGGCGUCGAAAGGACUGGUACAUUACAGUAUUCAGAUUUUUCUAGGUUUAUGAAGAACCUACAGCAAGAAGUGCUGCAAAUUGAAUUCGGAAGAUACUCCAGAGGCAGGAACUACAUUUCCGAUGAUGAAUUUGCUCAUUUACUUCUGAGCUACACCAAUUUAAGACCCCUACAGUAUGGCAAGUACUUGCAGCGUAUUCAAAGCUUAAGCGGUCGCCACACGGUUACGUACGAAGAGUUUCAAGCAUUCUGCCAAGUUUUGCACAACCUUGAGGAUUUUGUUACUGCGAUGCGGUUCUUCUAUUCGGUCAAAACAGCCAUUUCGAAGGACGAGUUUGCGCAAGCUGUGCGCAUAUGUUCCGGAUUGAAGGUCGACGCUCACAUAAUCGACCUCGUGUUUGCGCUGUUCGAUGAGGACUGCAAUGGGUUCAUCUCGUUUAACGAAUUUCUAUUGAUUAUAAAGAAUAAGUUACGCUUCCGCUGUGACAGUCAUCCAGAUGGUGUCAAAGCUUUUAAGAAAUGUAUGCGACAGGAAAUGAGGUAUUAGGUUUAGUGGCUCUAAGU
Molecule: messenger RNA, 1219 nt
Organism: Armigeres subalbatus
Lineage: Eukaryota; Metazoa; Arthropoda; Insecta; Diptera; Culicidae
Product: calcium uptake protein 3, mitochondrial-like
Exons: 1
Coding region: 3-1202 (399 amino acids)
Biological process (GO): mitochondrial calcium ion homeostasis; calcium import into the mitochondrion
Cellular component (GO): uniplex complex
Molecular function (GO): calcium ion binding
Source: RefSeq, a predicted model, not a curated record